AUGGAGGUGUGCAGCAUAAAGAACAGUGGUCCCUCGUGUCAGGUCGAGCAGCUGGCCAGCGCCUGCUUGUCAGAACAGAGCCGGAGCCCCUGCCGGCUCCAGGCCAAAGGUCUCCGCCCUUGGACUGGCAGCGCCAAUACGGCCUCCAGCGCCGUCAGACACAGAGCUAACGGAAGGGUGACGAACUGCCGCAGGAGCUCCAAUUGCGCGGCCAGCAGGGCGGAGAGCGCCGACCUCGCGAGGAAGGGGGCGGGGAAAGUACUGGUGACAGGGGGUGCUGGAUACUUCGGCCACAGGCUAGGCCGUGCCCUGGCCAGCCGGGGGUUCGAUGUCAUUCUACUGGAUCUGAUCAAGCCGUGCUGGGACACCCCUGACGGAGCCGUCUUUAAUCAGGGUGACAUUCGCAAUCAUGAUUCACUGUAUGAAGUCUGUGAAGGUGUUGACUGUGUGUUCCACACCGCCUCCUAUGGAAUGUCUGGCCCCGAGCAGCUGAAGAAGGAGCAGGUGGAAUCCGUCAAUGUUGGUGGGACAAACAACGUCAUCAAUGUGUGCUUAGAGCGGGGGGUCCCCAGGCUGGUGUACACCAGCACAGUCAAUGUGGUAUUCGCUGGCCGACCCAUCGAGGACGGGGACGAGGACACUGUGCCCUGUGUGCCUCUGGACAUGCACAUAGAUCACUAUUCCCGGACCAAGGCUAUUGCUGAAGGCCUGGUGCUGGCGGCGAAUGGGCGGACGCUGAGAGACGGCGGCUGCCUUCGGACCUGCGUCUUGCGUCCCUCGGGAAUCUAUGGGCCGGAGGAGAGACGCCACCUGCACCGAGUGAUGGUAAAUGUGGAGAGGAGGUUGUUCAGUUUCAGCUUUGGUAACCGUGACGCCAGGCUGAACUGGGUUCAUGUGGACAACCUGGUGAUGGCCCAUGUGCUGGCUGCUGAGGGCCUGACCCUGAAGAAGGGCUGUGUGGCGAGCGGACAGGCCUACUUCAUCAACGACGGCGAGUCGGUCAACCUGUUUGAGUGGCUGACCCCACUGUUUGAGAAACUGGGGUACAGUCGACCCAUCAUCCACCUCCCAGUCUCCCUGGUCUACUCUGCAGCCAUUCUGAUGGAGCGUUUACACAUGGCCCUGAGGCCUAUGAUGGAGAUCCCACUGAUUUUCACCAGGAACGAGGUGAGGAACAUCGCGGUGACCCACACAUUUAAGAUUGAGAAGGCACGUCGAGAUCUGGGCUUCUCCCCACUCAAGUAUGACCUGGCUGACUCAGUGGACCAAUACCUGAAGACCCGCCCAGUGCGGCCCCGCCCACAGCCACUGACUCUCCCCAGGGUUCUCCUGGGCCUGCUGGUGCUGCUGGUCAGCAUGGCUGCCCUGCUGUUCUACUCCUCCGCCUGGGAGAGAUGUGGCCCAACCCUCCGCAACAACAGCUCCCAACCCUGA
This is a messenger RNA of Megalops cyprinoides (Indo-Pacific tarpon), 1434 nucleotides long. It is a transcript of the gene sdr42e2, whose product is annotated as short chain dehydrogenase/reductase family 42E, member 2. The record is from RefSeq and is a predicted model, not a curated record. Bases 1 to 1434 code for a protein of 477 amino acids. Lineage: Eukaryota; Metazoa; Chordata; Actinopteri; Elopiformes; Megalopidae. The transcript has 11 exons. Gene Ontology annotation, biological process: steroid biosynthetic process. Gene Ontology annotation, molecular function: 3-beta-hydroxy-Delta5-steroid dehydrogenase (NAD+) activity.